Messenger RNA from Labrus mixtus (cuckoo wrasse), 2172 nucleotides. RefSeq names its product thyroid hormone receptor interactor 13 (gene trip13). Gene Ontology annotation, cellular component: nucleus; chromosome. Gene Ontology annotation, biological process: reciprocal meiotic recombination; meiotic recombination checkpoint signaling. Gene Ontology annotation, molecular function: ATP binding; ATP hydrolysis activity. Bases 134 to 1405 code for a protein of 423 amino acids. The record is from RefSeq and is a predicted model, not a curated record. NCBI's taxonomy places the organism in Eukaryota, Metazoa, Chordata, Actinopteri, Labriformes, Labridae. The transcript has 14 exons.
CAGAAUCAGCGCGCUGGAUUUGAGAGUCGGCUUUCUGACAGCGCAGCGUACUGUCGAUAGUGUCCUGGGAUUCACAACUUUGGUCAAUACAAGUUGACAAAUUGACACCGUGAAUGAUUUAAGAUUUACAGGAAUGGAGGGUGACAGAAUGGAGAUGGCAAACCAGAAGCAAAACAUCCAUGUGGAGGUCCAUGUUAAAUCUCAAUGCACAGCCAAACUAUCUGAGGUGAAGCUGCAUGUUCUGGCUCUGCUGAAUCGACACAGCAUGGUUUUCGGGAACUACAGAUGGGCAGAGUUUGAUGAAGACUUCUUGCAGAGAAAUGUAGAAAGUGUGUCCCUUGUUGAUUUGGAGGCGAUAACAACACAGCCCCUUGACUUGAAGACCUGCUCUGUCUCCGUUCACAUCUUCACUCUGAAUGAGGAUGGACCCAGCACCCUCAGCUUGGAGGACGACGAGGAGCUUUCAGCAGCCAAUCACUGGUUGCUGCCUGCUGCUGAAUUCCACGGGAUCUGGGACAGUCUGGUGUAUGAGAGUGGAGUCAAAACUGAGCUCCUGGAUUAUGUCACAACAACAAUUUACUUCUCAGACAAAAAUGUCGACAGCAACCUGAUUUCAUGGAACCGUGUUGUACUGCUUCAUGGACCCCCAGGCACAGGGAAAACAUCCCUGUGCAAAGCUCUUGCCCAGAAGCUGUCAAUCAGACUGUCGAGUCGGUAUUCAUACGGGCAAUUUGUGGAGAUAAACAGCCACAGCUUGUUUUCAAAGUGGUUCUCAGAGAGCGGUAAGCUGGUCACAAAGAUGUUUCAAAAGAUCCAACAACUGAUUGAUGACAAAGAUGCUCUCGUUUUUGUCCUGAUUGAUGAGGUGGAGAGUCUGACAGCAGCUAGGAAUGCCUGCCAGGCGGGAACGGAGCCCUCCGACGCCAUCCGAGUGGUCAACUCCGUCCUCACACAACUGGAUCAGAUCAAACGACAUUCCAACGUUGUGAUCCUGACGACCUCCAACGUGACCGAAAAGAUCGACUUGGCGUUUGUGGACAGAGCCGACAUCAAGCAGUAUAUCGGACCUCCAUCGGAGAAGGGCAUCUACAACAUCUACCUCUCCUGCCUGGAGGAGCUCAUGAAGUGCCAGAUCAUCUACCCCCGGCAGCAGCUGUUCACCAUGUUUGAGCUGGAAACGAUGGGCUUUGCAAAGAGCGAGGUAUCCGAACCCAGUCUGAACCUGAGGAGCAUUGCUCUAAAAAGUGAAGGUUUGAGUGGAAGAGCGCUCAGAAAGUUACCAUUUCUUGCCCAUGCACUGUUCGUAAAGACGCCGACUGUGACUCUUGAGAGGUUUCUGGAGGCAAUGGCUCUAGCAGUGGAUAAACAGAGGGAGGAAAAGGCCAACCUGAUCAACGCAGUCUGAACACAUUACAGUCUCUCAGCCCUUGUUUGUCUGUUUGUUUUGUAACAUUUGUCUCCUUUUUAUAAAGCUUCAUGAACCCAUGUGGUAGCACCAUGUUGAAUGAAUUGUCAUGUAAUGGUUUUAACAGUUGAUAUCAAUAACACAAGUGGUUCAGGCUGUUCUGUUGGUGCUACUUAUUUAAAAAACCCAAAGUCCAUGUGUUUGUUUCAGCCAGGGAGUUUGGUUUAACCCCAAGUGUUUACUCUUCUUGUUUUCAAAGUGAUAUUUUUAUGUAACAUGCAACUUUAACCUUACAAGCUCUUUUGCUUCUCUCUUUUUUUUUUCUCCACUUGUGGCGGUUUGUUUUUUAGUCCUGAUUUCUCUGCUCACACGUCAGCUCAGUCUGCCGAUUCUGUCCGAGACACUGGUGUUGUAGCUUCUCGGACAGAAAUGAAUGGGAGAUCCCAUAGAUUCAGAUUACCUGAGUGUUGUGUUGCAUUUAAAGGAACUUCAUUUCUGACAUACAUGUUGCUAACUCACUCAAGAUACCUCCAUUCAAAGGAUCCGUACAACACGCUGAUGUUCAUGCUCAAUAUCGACUGAUGUUGGAAAAGUCAGCUGAUUCUUAGAAAUGUGUCUGUUUUUGAGUUGUGCUUAAAAGGGAUCUUAUCAGUUGAUCAUCUGUUUAAAAUGUAUUUGUAGGUUCAAAUAUGUAUUCUAACAUCAUUCCUCUUCUAAUGCUCAUUAUUAUUUUGUAUAUAACAUUGUAAUAAAUAACCUUGUCUAUG